UUUCUUCAGCGAAUGCCUCGCCUCUUUUUCUUCCCUGCUUGCUGUCAUUGUUUUUCGCCACGACUAACUUCAGACAGCAGCUACCAUGCAGAACGAAGCAACACGAAAAUUCGAGCCGCCACCCAGCAGCUUCAACUUUGGAUGCAAGUUUGUCCAAGACCUUCCUGCUGCAAAAGCUGAUUCAAAAGAGACAGUGGAGAACAAACCUUUUAUUUCAUUCUCAGGUACAUUUCUAAAAAGUCCCAAACCAAGAUGGCGGUCAAAGACUACCAUUGGCAAUACAAAAAAAGUUCAACAGAAGUUGGAGACACCAUGGAGAGACAUGAAGUGGACUGAAGAGCAGAAGACAAGUCUGAUGGAGACCAUCAGCUCCUACAGACCGAGGUGUGGGGAGGGGACUCAGGCUCGGGUGCUCCUCCUGGGACCUCUCGGUUCAGGAAAGUCCAGCUUUAUCAGUUCGGUUCAGUCGGCGUUUAAUGGAAGAGUAACGAACCGGGCCAUGGUGGGCUCCUCCUCCACCAGCUUCACCAAGAAGCUGCAGUUGUUCAACAUCCGUGGUCAGAAGGGAGAGGAUCCUACUGGACUGGUUCUGUGUGAUGCUAUGGGCCUAGGAGAUGGAGAGAUGACGGGCCUGACGCUCCAUGACGUCCUGUCUAUCAUCAAAGGUCAUGUACCCGAGGGACACAAGUUCAGCCCAGACCAGCCGGUGAGGUCUGAGACUGUGGGCUUUGUGAAACGGCCCAGCAUCAAAGAUAAGAUCCAUUGUGUUGUUUUUGUGGUGGACGCCUCUAAAGUCCUGACCUACCCCAAAGGCCUCAGCACCACCUUCCAGCAGCUCCGAGAGCACAUCAGUGACCUGGGUGUUCACCAGGUGGCUCUACUCACCCACGUAGACCAUCUUUGUACAGAAACGGCCAAAGAUGUCACCAAGGUUUACGAAAGCAGAGUCAUCAAGGACACGAUGGCUAAAGCUGGAGCUCUGUUGGGUAUGUCCACCUCCUACAUCGUCCCAGUGAAGAACUACUCAUCAGAGUUGGAUGUGGAUGCUAACACUGAUGUGCUUCUGCUAAGUGCUGUGGACCACAUCCUGCAGUAUGCUGAUCUGUAUUUCCAGGACAAUAAACCACAGAACAUCCAGCCAAAGUUUGACUUAGUGAUGGUUUGGAGACACCAAAGUACCACUGAAGAUUUAUUCAGCAUCAGUUACAAAACUGACCAGCUCUCCACCAUGAACCCCAGACUUACAAGAAACCAGCAGAGAGAAAUCUGCGCCCAGCUGGGAAGAUUCGAUCUGCAGCUGCUGUACAAGGCCAGCAUCCAUGGCUUCACCGGUGCAGCCUUCCACCAACAAUGUGACACCCGCAGUCCCACAGUCUCUGUGGGCUUCAAUGCUUCUGGUUAUGUUUUUGGAGGCUAUACCAAACAACCAUUCAGUCAGUCAGGACAGUAUGUGCAUGAUGAUCUGGCCUUCCUUUUCACGUUCAGUGGAGAAAAGCUCCUCAAAUAUCCAGUCACAGGUCCUGCUAAUGCAGUGAGAAUGAUUGGUAAUUCUGGGCCAUAUUUUGGAGAAGCAUUGGUUCUGGAUGGAAGCAAACCCGCGGUCCACAGCAAUCCAGGGAAUCAUUACAACUUCACUGCUGCAGAAAUGCAUGGCAAUGACCUCAACAUGACUGAGUGUGAAGUUUACCAAGUCGUGGAAAUGACCGCACUGGAGAGCCCCUGGAGAACUGUAAUCUGGGAAACUGAGAAGAGAACAGAGCUGAUGGAUAAAUUAAGGACCUACAGACCAUUAGUCAACUCUGUGUCCAAGGCUCGGGUCCUGUUAGUUGGGCCAGUUGGAGCUGGAAAGUCUAGCUUCUUCAAUUCUCUCAACUCUGUGUUCAGAGGCUACGUCACCAGUCAGGCCAUGGCUGGAUGCUCCACCACCAGCCUCACCACACAGUUUCGCACCUACACUUUGAAAGAUGGGCGAGAAGGAAAACCUCUGCCAAUCAUCUUGUGUGAUACCAUGGGGUUAGAGGAAACAGGGCCGGGGGUAGGCUUGGAUGACAUCAUCAGCAUACUUAAGGGCCAUGUGCCAGAUCGCUAUCAGUUCAACCCCUCUGCCCCUUUGCAUUCGGAUGUCCACGGAUAUCGUGAGCGUCCAGAGCUUAAGGACAAGAUCCACUGUGUUGUGUACGUCCUUGAUGCCUGCAAGGUCUCCAUCAUGCCCUCAAAACUGGAGGAGACACUGGAAGCUAUCCGCAAAAAGAUCAACUUGAUUGGAGUCCCUCAGCUGAUCCUGCUCACCAAAGUAGAUGAAGCCUGUCCUCUAGUGUUAGAGGACGUGAGAAACGUUUACAAGAGUUUAUACAUUAAGCAAAUGAUGCAGGAGGCCAGCAGUCGGCUCGGUCUGCCGUUGUCCUGUGUUGUUCCGGUGAAGAACUACAGCGAGGAGUUGGAAGUGAACCCAAACUGUGACAUCCUGCUGCUCAGUGCUGUCAAUCAGAUGCUUCGCUUCACUGAUAACUACUUUGACGACAUCAGUGACCGAGUCAGCAACAUUAAAACCAAAGAGUAAGAAGUAUUUGUUCUGCAGAUACACAAACACUUAAUGGUGUAUGAAUGCUGCAGCCAUCAUCAUCAUCUAUCAGCACAAACCUGCAUCAUGCUUCUUAACUGGUAGUUUUUCAAAGCAGCUCUUGGAAUUUAUAAUACUCACAUGGUGGAGGACAUCAAAUAUUUGAUAAACCAUUGAUGAUAGUCACAGGGUGGCUGUUAUGUUCUGAUGUACUGCUCAGGGUGUGAUGCUAUAAUGUUGUACCACUUUAUUCUGGCCUGCUCUGGUCUCAGAUUCGAUCUUACAGGAUUCAUUACUUUAACUCUUUGCAACUUCAUGGGUAACUGAAAUAGAUUCCAGUACAGUUGUAUUUUAUUAAGCUUAGUUAUAAAGUUUACAUUUUGGGGGGUCUGACAUAUUUUGUGUUUACAUUCCAUAUGAUAAGUUUUGUAUUAACCAAACAUGAUUGAGCUUCAACAAAGCCUACUUUUUACUUAAUUUUCCACAGAUUUUGACAAAUACAAGAACUGUUAACUCUGGCACACAGUAUUGAAAUCAUUUUAAUGCACUAAUAGUUUCAAACCUGUAAACCUUAUUCAUAAACAUUAACAGUGCAAACUAGUGCCCGACCGAUACCAAUAUC
Labrus bergylta (ballan wrasse) is the source of this 3182-nucleotide messenger RNA. The record is from RefSeq and is a predicted model, not a curated record. Lineage: Eukaryota; Metazoa; Chordata; Actinopteri; Labriformes; Labridae.